AUGGAGGCGGUGCAGGGCACAGGCUUGGCCUUCAUCGCCUUUACUGAAGCCAUGACCCAUUUCCCAGCCUCGCCUUUUUGGUCUGUUAUGUUCUUCCUAAUGCUGGUCAAUCUGGGGCUGGGCAGCAUGUUUGGCACUAUCCAGGGCAUCCUCACACCAAUUGUGGACACCUUUAAAGUACGAAAGGAAUACCUCACAGUUGGCUGCUGUGUACUUGCCUUUUUUAUUGGUUUGACAUUUGUCCAGCGAUCAGGGAACUACUUCGUGGCCAUGUUUGACGAUUAUUCAGCCACUCUGCCUCUCCUCAUCGUUGUUCUGCUGGAGAAUAUCGCUGUGGCCUGGGUUUACGGCACUGACAAGUUCUUUGAGGAUCUGAAGGACAUGCUUGGUUUUACACCGUACCGCUAUUAUUACUAUAUGUGGAAGUUUGUGACUCCAGUGCUGCUGCUGGGGCUCCUGGCCGCAAGCGUCAUUCAGCUGGGACUGGUGCCUCCUAGCUACAGUGCGUGGAACCAGCAGCUGGUGAGUGACGCUAAGUGA
Molecule: messenger RNA, 540 nt
Organism: Danio aesculapii
Lineage: Eukaryota; Metazoa; Chordata; Actinopteri; Cypriniformes; Danionidae
Product: sodium-dependent neutral amino acid transporter B(0)AT2-like
Exons: 4
Coding region: 1-540 (179 amino acids)
Biological process (GO): sodium ion transmembrane transport; L-leucine transport
Cellular component (GO): membrane
Molecular function (GO): proline:sodium symporter activity
Source: RefSeq, a predicted model, not a curated record